GCAUUUGGCAGCACAGUUGACGAGCACACACAAUGAAGGAAAGCAACAGAAUUCAACCUAAGAACAGGGACGGAGUAUGCAACCAGGCGUUUGAAAUAGAGGAAGGCUGCAUAGGAGAUCUUGGCAGCAGCAAAAAGCAAGAGGAACAGUCUAGAAAAGGACUCGGCUCAUAUUUAAGCCAAAUUUCCAAGCCGAUUUACGCCACCGAGGAUUACCUGAAAGCUCACUCCAAAACCUUCAAGUACGCAGUCUUGGGCAUACUCGGAGCAGGGUAUGUGGCAUUUUUCAUCACCGCCUGUGUUUUGGAUUUCCAGAGGGCCACAGCCCUGGUGGUCCUCACCUGCCUGGCAGUUACGUCCAAGUCCUACGACCUGGUCAAAAAGUACAAGGGGGAGAGUAUCAGUCGUUGUUUCGAACCUGCGCUGGAAUGCUUCACCUCUAACUUAAGGUGGAUUAAAUGGGUCUUCAUCGUCAUUGUGGCGAUUCUGCUCAUACUGUGGUUGACGCUAGACACCAUAAAACGCCCCGAACAGCUUAUCUCCUUUGGCGGUGUGUGCAUGUUCAUCCUGCUCCUCUUCACCUGCUCAGCACACAGGACAGCGGUGACAUGGAGGCCAGUGUUAUGGGGUCUGGGCAUGCAGUUCUGCAUUGGACUUUUCGUCAUCAGGACGCAACCUGGACUCAUUGCUUUCCAGUGGCUCGGACGACAAGUGCAGAUCUUCCUGGACUACACCAAAGAAGGCUCCUCGUUUGUUUUCGGAGAUUUGAUCACAGGCAUCUUUGCCUUUCAGGUUCUGCCAAUCGUUGUGUUCUUCAGCAGCGUGAUGUCGGUGCUUUACUUCCUGGGCAUCAUGCAAUGGCUCAUUCUAAAGAUCUCCUGGGUUAUGCAGAUAACAAUGGGAACCUCUCCCACAGAGACCUUGAGCAUAGCAGGCAAUAUAUUUGUCGGCCAGACAGAAGCGCCCCUGCUCAUUCGGCCCUACUUAAAGAACAUGACCAAGUCUGAGAUCCAUGCUGUCAUGACGGGAGGAUUUGCCACAAUUGCCGGCAGCGUCAUGGGCGCUUUCAUCUUAUUUGGGAUUGAUGCGUCCUCCUUGAUAUCAGCCUCAGUUAUGGCUGCUCCCUGUGCGUUGGCCAUGUCCAAGCUGUCUUACCCAGAGACAGAAGAGAGCCCCUCCAAGUCACAGAAGAAUAUUGAAGUAUCUUGUGGAGAUGAACAGAACAUCCUCGAGGCGGCCAGCAGUGGAGCUUCAGCAUCCAUAGGCCUGGUGGCCAACAUCGCAGCAAACAUCAUCGCCUUUCUCGCCAUCCUGGCCUUCAUUAACCAGGCUCUGAGAUGGUUUGGAGGGAUGGUGGGCUAUCCUGACGUCACCUUUCAGUUAUUCUGCUCAUACAUCUUUAUGCCCGUGGCCUUCAUGAUGGGAGUCCCGUACGAGGAGAGCUUCACCAUAGCCGAGCUGAUCGGCACCAAGCUUUUCCUCAAUGAGUUUGUGGCCUACGAGAAGUUAUCCAAGUUGAAGAGCAACAGACUCAAGGGGCUGGAUGCAGUUAUUGACGGGCAGAGACAAUGGGUUUCAGUGCGAUCAGAAAUAAUCAGCACUUACGCUCUGUGCGGCUUUGCCAACUUCAGCUCCCUUGGCGUCAUGAUUGGCGGCCUGUCCUCUAUAUGCCCAUCUAGAAGAGGUGAUGUCUCAAGCUUGGUACUGCGUUCAAUGAUCACGGCCACAUGUGUGUCGCUGGUCAAUGCUUGCAUUGCAGGGAUUCUCUUUGUCCCUCCACUGGACUGUGUGAAUCUCUUCAGUGAGUUGGCCUUUAAUGGCACAGAUGCUAACUUGCAAACCUGCUGCAACGACCUCUUUGCCAGCACCAUCAACAACGGGACGAUCUCAUUCAAAGGCUCGUGGAGCACGGUCGCAAACGUCACCGUGUUUUUGUCCAAGUGCUGUCAGUGCUGUGGUCUUUCUCAAGACGCACUUUGUAUGUAGAGGAAGUAAACGCUCGCUCACCUGUUCCCUAUAGUUCAGUUGCACUUACCAUACGUAUGUCACAUGUAUUAAUGUAGAUUAGGCUGCUGAAAUACCUUUUUACUGGAGAACUACAGUGGGUCUGAAGGACUUUUUACCUGAUUCUUGUGAGAAUCCUGCAUGUGACUGAAGCAUUAAAGAUUGGGGGUCGAUAAAUAUAUCCACAACUAUCUGCGGUGUGCUCAAAUAACCACCAGGUAGCACCUGUGAGUGGGUAAUACCAGAACCAUGUGUGUAGAGAGAGUAUGGCCAACUAGGUUUCAAAGUUGGUAGCAAACAUGGCGCACUGUAGUCAUGUGAGGGACUUUUGACCAAUUAGUGCAGGGGUCACCAACCUUUUUGAAACCAAGAGCUACUUCUUGGGUACUGAUUAAUGCGAAGGGCUACCAGUUUAAUACACACUUAAAUAAAUUGCCAGAAAAAGCCAUUUUGCUUAAUUUACCAUUAAUAAAUAAAUCUAUAUAUAUAUAUAUAUAUAUAUAUAUAUAUAUAUAUAUAAAUAAAAAAAUGGGUAUUUCUGUCUGUCAUUCCGUCGUACAUUUUUUUUCCUUUUAUGGAAGGUUUUUUGUAGAGAAUAAAUGAUGAAAAAACACUUGAUUGAACGGUUUAAAAGAGGAGAAAACAGGAAAAAAAUUCCAAUUAAAUUUUGAAACAUAGUUUAUUUUCUAUUUCGACUCUUUAAAAUUCAAAAUUCAACCAAAAAAAAGAGGAGAUAAACUAGCUAAUUCGAAUCUUUUGGAAAAAAUUGAAAAAAGAAUUUAUGGAACAUCAUGAGUAAUUUUUCCUGAUUAAGAUUAAUUUUAGAAUGUUGAUGACAUGUUUUAAAUAGGUUAAAAUACAAUCUGCAUUUUGUUAGAAUAUAUAACUAAUUGGACCAAGCUAUAUUUCUAACAAAGACAAAUCAUUAUUUCUUCUAGAUUUUUCCAUAAGACAAUUUUUAAAAGAAAUUCAAAAGACUUUGAAAUAAGAUUUAAAUUUGAUUCUAAAGAUUUUCUAGAUUUGCCAGAAUAUUUUUUUUGAUUUUUAAUCAUAAUAAGUUUGAAGAAAUAUUUUGCAAAUAUUCUUCGUCGAAAAAACAGAAGCUAAAAUGAAUAAUUAAAUAAAUGUAUUUAUUAUUCUUUACAAUAAAACAAAUAAAUUUACUUGAACAUUGAUUUAAAUUGUCAGGAAAGAAGAGGAAGGAAUUUAAAAGGUAAAAAGGUAUAUGUAUUUAAAAAUCCUAAAAUCAUUUUUAAGGUUGUAUUUUUUUCUCUAAAAUUGUCUUUCUGAAAGUUAUAAGAAGCAAAGUAAAAAAUAAAAAUGGAUUUAUUUAAACAAGUGAAGACCAAGUCUUUAAAAUAUUUUCUUGGAUUUUCAAAUUCUAUUUGCGUUUUGUCUCUCUUAGAAUUAAAAAUGUCGAGCAAAGCGAGACCAGCUUGCUGGUAAAUAAAUACAAUUAAAAAAAUAGAGGCAGCUCACUGGUAAGUGCUGUUAUUUGAGCUAUUUUUAGAACAGGCCAGCGGGCUACUCAUCUGGUCCUUACGGGCGACCUGGUGCUUGCGGGCACCGCGUUGGUGACCCCUAAUUAGAGUAUGACCAGAGGAUCUUCUAAAUGAGUGGUCAAAAGCCCCUCAUGAGACUACAGGGCGCCAUGUUUGCCACCUACUCUCAACCGGUGUUGGCCACAACCUCUCUGUACAAGGCUCUGGAUAAUACUGUAUCAUUGUUUUCUCUUUUGGACUUAUCAAGUCUUUCCCAUUGAGGAAACACCAUUUUUCACGCAUUCUUCACCCACGCUUCAAGUGAGGUAUGAGGCGAAAAGUAAUCCAAACCCACUAUAAUAUGAGUAGCUUGUUUUAAGUAUUACAACUUUAUAAUAACAAAUCAAACAAAUAUAGUUUUAGUAAAGGUAUAUCUGUAUAUCUGUCAUGUAUUAUAUUGUAAAUUGAAUAAGAAGUUGAAUUUCUUUAAGGCUGUGUUUAAAAAAGGACUCCAAGAUGAAAUACCUCAAGGAACUUUUGAUGAAUGUACAUAUAGUCCACAUAAUGAAUGUUUGGUCAUGUCACUUUGUUUAAAGAUGAUGAAAUGUAUAGUUGUACCUUGUGAAAAAAUAAACAAACAAAAAGACCUGAACGAAUCCUUCUCAAAAACAAGGUUUGACGUUUUUAUUAAAAAUAGAAAAUACAUUAGUUUGACAUAGUGUAACAGACCAAACAUUAAAAAGGCACAUCUUUGUCUCUCACUUGCUUGCAUAUUUUUUAGUCCUAUUGUACAGCUUUUUUUUUUUUACCAAAUCCAUUUUGUAAAUUGAGUUUGAUAUUUAUUGCAUGGCAGUGAAGAUUGUUUUCCAAGCAACUCCAGUGGAUCAUUUGAGGAUUCCUAUUGAUGAUUAACCCCCAAUCUAUUCCACACAUUCCUGAUGUCUGUUCUGUGUGGGAUUCGAAAACAAAAGCCCUCCUGUCUUUGCAGAACAUGUGCAAACUGGUGCCAGAGAUAAGAAAUGUUCAAGUGGAAGUAGUAUUGCGCUUUUUGCUACUGCUGACGUACCUGAGGUGCUUAGCAUUGUCA
Nerophis ophidion (straightnose pipefish) is the source of this 4571-nucleotide messenger RNA. It is a transcript of the gene slc28a1, whose product is annotated as solute carrier family 28 member 1. The transcript is spliced from 18 exons. Gene Ontology annotation, cellular component: membrane. Gene Ontology annotation, biological process: nucleoside transmembrane transport. The record is from RefSeq and is a predicted model, not a curated record. NCBI's taxonomy places the organism in Eukaryota, Metazoa, Chordata, Actinopteri, Syngnathiformes, Syngnathidae. Gene Ontology annotation, molecular function: nucleoside:sodium symporter activity. Bases 33 to 1985 code for a protein of 650 amino acids.